UCCACUCCAAUCGACUCCGACGCUCUUCACUCCGACCGACAUGCGGCUCUUCCACCACUUCCUCGUGUCCGCAUACCCGCCCCUUCCCAUCCGAGGCGACGACGUAUGGAGGGAUGUUGCUCCCCUCUCGCAUACUGUCAGUUAUUCUCCCGCAGCUUCCUUCUUGCUUUGGAGCGCCGAUGCGGUGGUGAGGUAAUGUAUCGUUGCUGAUCUGUGCUCUGCAGUACGACUACCUGAUGCACGCCAUGCUGGGUCUAGCUGGCUCACACCUCGGUAUUCACGGCGCCGACUAUUCCUCCCGCGCACUGUUCCACCGCGUCAAAGCCAUCCGCCUUUUGAACCAGGCGCUGAGCACCCCGGCAGCGUCCGUCGCCGAAGCAGACGCCCGGUACGCCGCCACCUUUGCCUUGGCCUGGCAAGCCUCGUGCAUGUCGGAGGGCAUGACCGAGUUCCUGCUCAUGAUAAAAGGUUGCCAUAUCAUUCGCAAUGCGUCCCUGCUACGCUACAAAGACUCGCUCUUCAAGGCCUUCGCCCAGGAUGGUUACGGCGAGAGCAUCAGAAAAGUCAUCGGAACCGCCCCGCUCACCCUCACCCCGGACCAAGAGAACAUCAUCCGGGAGUUUCUCGAGUCUCUCCACGCCCUCGCUCCGCUCUGCACGAGCCCGCUAGAGGUUAGGUUCCUGGCCGCGACCGAACGAGUAGUGAAGAUCGCAAGAGUUUCAGCAGCCCAAGCCUUUGCCCAGUUUUCGGAAAACUAUGCCCUCAUUUUCCUAGCGACAAACGAGGAGUUCACCUCGUUCAUUAAUCCCGAUCACUAUCCGGCCCAGCUCCUCCUCAUCCACUUCAUACUCAUCGAGUUCCAAAUUGGCUACCUCGCCCUCGGCGAGGCCGGUCAUCGCUUCGCCUUCCGCACGAAAUCGUGCAUCGCGUGGAUGAACCACCUCGCCGCUCGACUGCCUGAGGAGUACAGAAAGUACGCCGAGUGGCCCAUGAAGUAUGUUCGGACCCUGCAGGCCGGUUGAAAGGUGCCUCUCUAUGCCAAGUUCAGGGGAAACCCUUCAUCGAUAAGACGCGAAGGACGCCCCCCUUCAAUCGCCACGACCACGAGGUCCGCUCGGUCCAAACCCCCUCACCAUCUUUUCUUCCGUGCUCUUGCGAGAGCCA
This is a messenger RNA of Thermothelomyces thermophilus ATCC 42464, 1164 nucleotides long. RefSeq lists its product as uncharacterized. The coding region runs from base 246 to 1022 and encodes 258 amino acids. The transcript is spliced from 2 exons. NCBI's taxonomy places the organism in Eukaryota, Fungi, Ascomycota, Sordariomycetes, Sordariales, Chaetomiaceae. The record is from RefSeq and is a predicted model, not a curated record.